Molecule: messenger RNA, 924 nt
Organism: Hyaloperonospora brassicae
Lineage: Eukaryota; Oomycota; Peronosporomycetes; Peronosporales; Peronosporaceae
Source: the annotation of a GenBank genome assembly
AUGUCUCUUGUGCCGAAACAUGAGCUCACCGACGCCGCUCGUCCAUGCGUCAAACGCCGUAAACUGACGGCGUCUGCCUCCUGCAGUAGUGGAUCCCCAGAGGUCCCAUCGCCAUGCACCGCGGCGAGUUCGUCGCGGCCCAACAACACGUCCGUGUCAAGCAGCAUCACGCUCGACACGUUGCGGCCGCACUUCGAAGAACCACUGGCUACCGUCGCAGCAACGUUUGGCAUUUGUGUGACGCUGCUCAAGAAGAUUUGCCGCCGACAGGGCAUCGCCCGGUGGCCGCAUCGCCAAAUCACGGGCUUGCGCAAGAGCAUUGUUUCGAUGGAGCACGCGAUCUACUACUUUGACGGCACUCGACGCGCGUGGUACGUGGAGCAAUUGACAAGGCAGAAGACGAAACUGGCUGCACUGUUGGCGGACCCGACGACCACGAACGCUGUUCGAGUAACGGCAAAGGACGACGGCAGUCGUGAUAAACCAGACAGGGCAAGACCGACGAUAGCUCUAGUGGCUCCAUCUGCUACUGCUACUGCUGCUACUACUGCGCAUGCGUCUGGAAGGACAUUUGCCCGAAAAGGUCGAGCGCCGUCAACGCCAACGGGUCCACUUGUCGAGGCAUCGCCGUGUUAUGGUACUGCAUCAAUGGCUACGCAAGCACCGUCGGUGUGGCUCCCACCCAUCGAGUCAAACUCUACAGGCCUGUGGACCAACAAAGCUUACUACUCCCCGUCAAUGGUGGAUCACUUUCAGUGCGACGUGUCUCGUCCAACGACCAGCUCCUCGUACUACAACCACAUGGUCGACUCGACGACUUCACCUGGACGGCUACCUCCGAUACAACUUGAGCCACGAGGAAUGCUGCCUCCCAUCUCGUCGCUGGUAGGCAGGCCCCGCGACUGUCACACCUUCACGAUGUAG